AGUACGCUCUAACAUUUCGAUCGAGACACACGCGAGCGCACAUCACAAGACGAAUUCAAAACAUUCAAUAAUAUGCUUUAAGAGUGCCCAAAAUGAAGUCGUUCUUAUUUUAUGGAAUUUUAGUGGCCUUAGGAAGUGUGAUUGCAGUGAAAGCUGCCGGGGAGCACGAUUAUGACGAUUAUGACGUAAAUUAUGAUUAUGACUUUCUAAAAGAGGAGCAGAAGAGCCUUCAAGCUGAAAUGGACAAACUCUCGGAAAUGAUUUUAGUAGACGAAGGUAAAGACAAAGAUUUGGCAGCAGAGCUAGAUAAUUAUCUGUACGAAGACAAUAGAGACCCUGAUCAAGAAAAUAAAGAAGAAAUUGACAGCGAUGAUGGUUUUGAAGAUAACAUUGAAACCAUUGAUUCUGCUGAAGAUGCCAAAAAUAGUCAACAAGAUAACGCAAGAAAAACAGAAGAUAAAGAUUCUGAUGAAACUGUUUUCGAUGUCUUAGAACCUGACAGCAAAGAAGAGCCUAAAUUACCACCACCAAUUGUAGAGGACGAAAAGAAAAUAUUCCUCGAAGCUCAAGAAAUACUAAAUGAAGACGAGAAAGAAGUCAAUGAUUUCGAAGAAGAAAAACCGGACGUGAAUUUAGAAGUUAAAUCUCAAGAAAAUAUACAGGAUACUAUUGAUGAAACCAAACGAAUUUUAACCGAAGACGGCAGUUUUGAGGAUGCUGAUCCUAAAUCUGAAGAUGAUGAAACAAUUAAUGAAGAAAACCUCCGUGAUUGGGAUAAACUGGACGACCACUUGAAGUUAUUGAUGGACACUAUGGACAAACUGACCGAAAACGAUACAAAAGAAGACGAUUAUGAAGAUUACGAACAAAUAGACGACAGUAAUUUAUCUGAUAUUUUUGCUGACCACAUGGAAGACAUCGUUGAUAGUGGCGAGCGUUUCGACAGUGAGCCCAAUGCGGACGAUGACCUGAAUCCAGCAUCAGAGAAAUCAAAACCUAUAAUGUACCAGAACGAUGCUCUGGAAGCCGGCGAAAAAGCUGAUAGCUCAGAAGUAGAAGUAUUCUCUGGAUCUACUAAAUCGCUACCUACUACUAAAUCAGAGGAAAUCGUGCAAGUCUCACCAGUCACGUCUAGCACACAGAGAGCAACAACAGAAGAAAUCGAAAGACAGACGAAGAUGGUCGACGCCUUAUCCAGCUCUGAGUUCGACCAAAUAAUGAAACAAUUUUCAAUUCUGCACAGCGAAGAUUUAGACGUUAAGUCUUCUGGUUUCGCUAGGGACGUUGCACCUAUUCACAUUAAGCUGAGCAUUGACGAGCCCGUAGUGAUCACGUCACCGAACUAUCCUCGUCCGUAUCCAACGAACAAUAUAAUUGAUUGGAUAUUAGAAGGUACUGAUGGGAUGGGAAUCGAAUUUAAUGUCACUGAUUUCGCUGUGAACGGUGCCUUAGGGGACUACGUGCUGGUGAAGCCCGGUGGUGUAGAUGCCUCCGGAACUGAUGGUCUGAUCUUCUCCUAUCGUCUGACCUCAGAACGCCGGUACCGAUUCUCGGACGUGAACAAAAUGUUCAUUAGAUUUGAAGCCAGAGUGGGGAUGAUGUUCUUAAGAGGAUUUAGCUUCAGUGUCAAAUUAAUGACGCCCUUACGACGUGCUGGCGACCAAGAAGAUCCUGAAUCUGAAGCAGUCCUAGCUCCUCCUGCCGCAACCCUGAAGGUCUUCCUGGCCGUGUCUCCUGCGCAGUUCCUGAAAAUAAAAGACGACUUCAGGGAGUUGGUCGCUGACAUGUCAACGUCUUACAUCAAGGACAAUAACAUCGAUCCUGGAUUAAAUAGCACGUUUGAGACAACGCAGUUGACUGGACAGUCUGUCUGUAAUAUCCACUGGCCCGGCUUCGACUCUUGUGUCGAAGUAACCUUCGGGGUGCCUUUACAGUACAAAGACUCUGAAGAAUAUAGACUCAACGCGGAGGACCUGAUCGCCAUGUGGUCGGAGUACACGCUGAAGCAACCCUACGCUUCAAGACUCAAAGAAAUGGGCAUUACUGAAUUCUCCAUCCCCGAUGAUGAUUCAAUUCUAAUGCUGUGGCUGGUCAUCGCGGCCGGUGUGGUGAUCGCAGUGGCAUUGUUAGCAUUUGUACUGUGGAGGUUCAGCUGCUUUGAAGACUACACCAGGAUGAAGACGUACAGCGAUACAGACAGUCUGAAGAGCGGCAAACGCGACCUCGACCUGUACCCGACUCCGCAUCAGACCCUGCCUCCGCUCUACACGGAAAACGACUAUAAGUGGCCCGACGUCAAAUACGACAACACAGCCACCGUGAACAUGGGAGGGUUUGCGAACAGGAACUACUUGCAGGAUGACAUCUACGACUUCGACUCCGACGAGGAGGUCACCAACAAACGUGACAGAUUCACGACCGACGUGUAAGCGCUGACUUAAGACGAAUCGUAACAAUAUGAUACUGUGUGGUGGGAUCAAAGGAUGGCUACAGUAAUGUCUAGAAGUAUAUUAUAACCAAAUAAAACUAUUAA
Bombyx mandarina (wild silkworm) is the source of this 2533-nucleotide messenger RNA. RefSeq lists its product as uncharacterized. The record is from RefSeq and is a predicted model, not a curated record. Lineage: Eukaryota; Metazoa; Arthropoda; Insecta; Lepidoptera; Bombycidae.